Molecule: messenger RNA, 1013 nt
Organism: Cantharellus anzutake
Lineage: Eukaryota; Fungi; Basidiomycota; Agaricomycetes; Cantharellales; Hydnaceae
Exons: 5
Source: RefSeq, a predicted model, not a curated record
AUCCCAUACCAAUUGGUGGUACGCUCUGCUCUGACGUUGUCCAUCUUCGUUACCAUUACUUGGCAUAUCUUUCAUAUCCUUGUUUUCAAGUACGACGUUCGUCCCACAUUCUUCCUGCUCAUUGUCAUUCCGAUCGAAUACGAGCUUGCACGUUCAAUUGUACCAGAGGCAUAUCCUCUGCUCCCCGUCAACACCACCAUUCUCCCCAAUUUUCCAAAAGGAAAACACCCCCUCCUCGUUAGAACGGGUUGCGAUUUUGACAUAAAAAACACGGCAGGACUCUGGAAAUUUGGCCUCGCCGUCCUCCUCGUCCCCUUUGUCGACAGAUUAGGGGAUAAUCAAACGUCUUUCAUGUACAUAGCAGCUUCAUGGCAAGACGAACCAUUAGCUAUUCUGCUUGCUAGUGCGUUUGCCGGUGUUAAAAGCAACCCUUCGAUAAUCGAACCGCACCCUCGAGAUCUUCAUGCCACCUUUACGGAAGAGGAUGGUAACGGAAACACUCUAGAGAGAUUUCGUGCUCGCGGCGUUCGUGACGACAGUGGGGUUGAGCUGGAUCUGACCAAGACAGGCGCUGGUUCGUCUCCUUGGUCCGAGAGGGCCUUCACCGACAUACUUAACUUCCCUUCGUUCGGUCUAUAUAGCGGGGACCUUUGUUUGGUACAUUUCCAACAUCUAUCAAAAACUCAUUCAUUCGUCCACGGGAAUGUAGCUAUAAGUGCACCAACAUUAUUCAGCGAUGAGAAAAUCUUUAGAAAUGUCUUUGGAACCACUGCGAGCAAGUCAUUCUACGAAGGGCUUAACGUCAACUGUCAACAUUUCGCUUCAUGGAACUUCCGGGCGAUGGAGAACAAUAAGGGCUAUGGAUGGUUUACAGAUGAUGGGUCAUGAUGGUCAUGAGUAACGGACUGAGCCAAAUACGCGCAACUACUAUAAUACGCAACACUGUCACUAUUCUACGUUCCGGGACUCGUGAACAGAGCCAAUAAUUUAUUACACAUAUUUCAUGCUUCUCG